AUGAUGCAACACGUAGAAAAGGCAGCCCACUGCUCCCAUGGUCCCGGCGACAUCGGACGCCUCUUUAUCGUUUUCUCCUCAACAUCUAGCACCUUACACUCGACGAUGGCGUCCCUCGUCGUCAUUUUCGUAGUCGAGCUCGCCGUCGCCGUGGUGAACAGCAUCGGCGCAGCGACCAUCAAUAACCUGCUAUGGAAGCUCUAUACCGCGACCCCGCUGGGCACCUCGAAGCAGAUCCGCGACCAGCGCGAGCUACAGCAGCGGUACAUGAAGGUGCGGCGUGAUCUGAAUGCUACGAGCAGCCAGGACGAGUUCGCAAAGUGGGCAAAGCUGCGGCGGCAGCACGACAAGAUGCUGGAGGAGCUGGAGAAGAUGAAGACCGGCAUCGACGGCUCCAAGGCCGCAUUCGACAAGACAGUCACGACGGCCCGCUGGCUCUGCACCUCUGGCCUGCGCUACUUUCUCCCAUUCUGGUACUCGCGCUCGCCCAUGUUCUGGCUGCCGCACGGCUGGUUCCCAUACUACGCCGAGUGGAUCAUCUCGUUCCCGCGGGCGCCGAUGGGCAGCGUCAGCGUCGCGUCGUGGCAGCUCGCGUGCACGGGCGUCAUCACGCUGGUGGCGGACACGAUCGCGGCGCUCGUGGGCCUGGUGGUCGCCGCGAAGGAAGCGGGACAGGGAAAGAAGACGGAGGAACCAGUAAAGGCUUCUGCCGCACCUACGGCUUCGGCGAAGUCACAGGGAGAGGGGGACAGCAAGAAGGAGUUAUACAAAUUUGACGCAGAGUUCUUCAUAGCCGGAGCUGAAACUCAGCAACACGAAGUGAGAUGA
Molecule: messenger RNA, 828 nt
Organism: Diaporthe amygdali
Lineage: Eukaryota; Fungi; Ascomycota; Sordariomycetes; Diaporthales; Diaporthaceae
Exons: 5
Coding region: 1-828 (275 amino acids)
Biological process (GO): tail-anchored membrane protein insertion into ER membrane
Cellular component (GO): GET complex
Source: RefSeq, a predicted model, not a curated record